This is a messenger RNA of Dreissena polymorpha, 1893 nucleotides long. Its product is annotated as alpha-tocopherol transfer protein-like. Gene Ontology annotation, molecular function: phosphatidylinositol bisphosphate binding. The transcript is spliced from 8 exons. Gene Ontology annotation, cellular component: membrane. The record is from RefSeq and is a predicted model, not a curated record. Lineage: Eukaryota; Metazoa; Mollusca; Bivalvia; Myida; Dreissenidae. The coding region runs from base 201 to 1181 and encodes 326 amino acids.
AUGAUUGCGGAUAUUGCGGUCGUAAAGAUACAUGAUUUCUGAAACUACAUGAUUAUUUGCACAGAGGAGCACGCGUUGUAAACAGCUCAUAGUGUGUUGAAACUUCAGCUGGACGGUUACUGUUAUUUAAUUCUUUAAUUAAAAGGAACACUAUUUGAGUACAUUCCGAAGUAUUUUCGAAGUUUUUUAUAGCAAGAUAAAUGGCAGAAGAAAAAGGUGGCACACAAUUCGUCAGCGUAUUGGAUGCUGCCAGUAAAAAGAAGGCACGAGAUGAGCUAAAUGAGAGGAACGAGAAAGACACGAUACUGGCGGUACAGUCCCUAAGAGAAUGGGCGUUACAGCAAGAUUGGCUGAAAUCUCCAACAGACUACGCAUUUCUGUUGCGGUUUUUGAGAUUUCGGAAAUUCAGCCAACUAGAUGCGCGGAAGGCACUCGAGAAGUUUUGGACUGUGCGAACCGGAAGGCCAGACUGGUUCACAAACGAGGAUCCGUUUGAUCCUGUUCUUCUGAAAUUAAUGAGAAUGGGCGCAUUUUACGCCAGCCCCAAGCGCGACAAGCACGGGAGAAUUGUUAUGUUUGGCGGGUUCGAAAAACUGGAUACCGAAUUUUUUAAAUCUGUUGGCGUUUCCAAGAUGUACCAUAUGAGCGCACUGCUCUGUGAUUGGUUGACAUUCAACGAGCACGCGCAGGUCAACGGUGUCGUUUUUGUGAGCAAUUACGCUGGGAUCACUUGGAGCAUGAUAACGACCUUAUACAAUCCUGAAUUCGAAAAGGAAUUCACGAGUUAUUUUCAGAAAAGUCUGCCAAUACGCGUUAAGUCUUUGGACAUAUUCAACGAACCGCCUUUCUUUGACGCCAUCUGGGCAAUGGUUUCUAUCAUCCUGUCGAAGAAAUUGAAGAGCAGGUUUCAUCUACACGGGAAAAGCUUGGUGAAGAUAUACAACGAAAUAGGUUACGAAUGCAUCCCAGACGAGUAUCUACCUGACGAUUAUGAAGGCCCCAGGGUGGGGACUAUUGCGCAGGUUGUUGAAACGAUGAUAGAAGACAUGCGUCGUCCUGAAUUCCUGACAUACAUACGGGACCUUUCCAGCGGAAAAUAUGGCGUCGAUAAAUCCCGCAUACCCGCGAAAACUAGUGACGAAUCUCCCGCGGCCUCGUACAGAAAAAUAAACACAGACUAAUGUAUUCAGAAACUACAUGUGUCCGAUGAAUUGGACGUGCGGUAUCUAGGUGCGACGAAAUAUAAAUGAAUAGUAUUAUUUCAGACUAAUACAUCAAUAAUGAGACGCCUUUUACGUUCAUUUUUUUAAUGUUUGUUUCUACAUGUUGUACAUUGUUUGAAAUUAUUACGUAUAUUUGAAACAAACUCGAACACAUUCAAAAUCAUCACUUUCUCGAAAUUCUGCCCAGUCCUUUUAAGUUUCGAGUGUUUGUUGAGUUGUUGUUUUCGCCGUUUUCAACAGUUUUUAGUUUUUACACGUCGGAAAGAUUGGUCAAAACAAAUAUUUCAUGAUCAGUCUCCCAACAAGUUUUGUGGCCGGAGAUUGAUCGAAGCCGCUCUCCUCGGAUUUGUAUUGUAGCUCUCUACCAAUAGAGCUAUCAUGUCCGGUUUGAAGUUAAUACAUUAUUAUUUAAUAAAAGUGUAUGUUUUUUUGUGUGAUUAAUAUUAAUUUGGAUGUAGCAUGUAUCUGUUUGAAUUUAUGGAAGAGAAAUGGAUGCGACAUUUAAUGGUGCUUACAAUUGAAAAAGUGCAUGUUAUUUCAAAACAUACCGUUUCUGUAAAUUGUCCCUUCAUGUGAUACGAUAUUUUCUGUCGUUUUGCAUUAUUCUCAUACAUUAUUGAAUCUCCUCGUGUUUUAUCUUUUAUUUUUAAAUAAAAUUACAGUUUAUGAA